Molecule: messenger RNA, 3122 nt
Organism: Neolamprologus brichardi
Lineage: Eukaryota; Metazoa; Chordata; Actinopteri; Cichliformes; Cichlidae
Biological process (GO): embryo development; regulation of transcription by RNA polymerase II
Cellular component (GO): nucleus
Molecular function (GO): DNA-binding transcription factor activity, RNA polymerase II-specific; RNA polymerase II transcription regulatory region sequence-specific DNA binding
Source: RefSeq, a predicted model, not a curated record
UAAGAAAAUGAAAUAUCGGUAAAACGCGCAUGCACAGUGCCUUUGUGUUCAUACACACAUGGCCGAAAAAGCACGGCAGCAACGUUGAAUGAGAACCGGAGGAAAGCGGACUGUUGAGUGAAACGGAUAAAUCAGAAUUGGUUUGUAAAAAUGGUGCAACUUAACUGGUUUUGUGUUUGUCAGUCAGAUGCACAAUAAAGCACAUUUUCUUUGCAGAACAUGCAAGCAGGCCAUCGUUAUUGCCGGAUUUGUCCGACUAAGGUGCUCGCAAAUCUGGGAGUAAUCUGGGUCCUAAACUUCGUCCAUUUCAGGUCCCAAAGUUAAACAAACACUGUGGCAUCACUGUGAGUUUAAAACGGUCUAAAUUCUUUCAUCUUCAAUAAAAAGAUCAGCAUUGGUGCUUUACCAGGUGUAACUAUGAAGUUUAACAUCCAGGCAUUCAUGAAAACAGAAUUUAUUACAUUUAACGCGGUAAACGACUUAGCAGGAAGUUAGCUUGCUAGUUUUGCUAGUUACCUAAGCAUGAUAUAGCAUGUUCUGACUGCGAGAUUUCUGAAUAAAUUCUAACAUACAGCUGUUGUGUGAUUUUUGAAAUGUUUUUUGAAAAUCUCAUUACCAUUCUAGGGGAGCUAGUAGUUGGCUGAGUUUAUACUGCUACCGAUGAGUCUGAGCGGGACUCCUUUGUGGAACUAUGGGAGUCCAUAUAUACAGGGUGUAGCAUCCCCUGGGUAAAGGUGGUGACAUACAGGACAGUCAGUGGCUUUUUACCUUUCAAGUUCUUGUAUGCAAUUGAUGACUUUCUAUUUGUAGUUGCUUCUGGGGUUUUACCUUGAAGCUUUAUAGGUACGGUUGUCACUGAGGAGUUUAGUAAUGCUUAUUUGCUCUGCUUCUUUUUGUCAGGGAUAAAAUACGUCUAUAUACUUUUUGUGUCCCAGCUGAGUAACAGCAGAAGAGUUUGUUUGAGCAACAGAGGAACAAUUUCAGCCAUUUGGACUCAGCUCAGCCACUACAGAGGAAACAAUGACUUCAACACAGAAGGACCAACAUGAGGCGGGAAAACAGUGCUCUCAGGAGGCCGACAAACCUCACAGAAGAAAGGGAGAGAAAACCUACAGCUGUGAUGAGUGUGGGAAGGAUUUUACCCGGAAUGACAGCCUAAAAACACACCAACUCAUCCACAGUGGAAUUAAACCUUACAGCUGUGGUGAGUGUGGAAAGUCUUUUACUCAGGCGGGAAGCUUAAAAAAACACCAACUCAUCCACAGUGGACUUAAACCUUACAGUUGUGACUUGUGUGGAAAGUCUUUUAACCGGACUGGAAGCUUAAAAUUACACCAACUCAUCCACAGUGGAGUUAAACCUUACAGCUGUGACUUGUGUGGGAAGGAUUUUACCUGGGCUGAAAGCAUAAAAAGACACCAACUCAUCCACCGUGGAGUUAAAGCGUACAACUGUUACUUGUGUGGAAAGUCUUUUACCGAGGCUGGAGGCUUAAAAAAACACCAACUCAUCCACAGUGGAGUUAAAUCGUACAGCUGUUACUUGUGUGGAAAGUCUUUUUCACGGGCUGGAGGCUUGAAGACGCACCAACUCAUCCACAGUGGAGUUAAACCUUACAGCUGUGACUUGUGUGGAAAGUCUUUUACCCAGGCUGGAGGCUUACAAAGACACCGUAUCAUCCACAGUGGCGUUAAAGCAUACAGCUGCGACUUGUGUGGAAAGACUUUUACCCAAGCUAAAGACUUAAAGUCACAUCAUGUCAUCCACAGUGGAGUAAAACCGUACAGCUGUAACUUGUGUGGAAAUUCUUUUAGACGGGCUGGAUGCUUAAAAACACACCAACUCAUCCACAGUGGAGUUAAAGAGUACAUCUGUGGCUUGUGUGGUAAAGCUUUUGCUCAAAAUGCCCACUUACAGAGGCAUCUAGUUGCCCACUCUGGAAUUAAGGCUUACAGCUGUGACUUUUGUGGAAAAACUUUCAACGACAAACACAACCGAAAUAGUCACCUACGGAUUCACACUGGAAAUGAAGUUUACUGCUGUGAUCAGUGUGGGAAACUGUUUGCAACAGACGCACAGUUAAAACAACACAUGUUUAUCCACACUGAGGAGAGACCUUACAAAUGUGACCUGUGUGAGAAGACUUUUAAAAUUCCAUAUCACCUGAAAAGACACCAACAGAUCCACACCAGAAAGUAACUCUACAAGGGCAGUUACUGUGAGGAUGUAUUGAUUUUUUUAUCCUGUAAUUUUAACCUGAUUAUUUGGAACAAAUCAGAUCAGUAAACUUAUGGAGUUAUACUGAAUGAACUGUUUGGAAAAAUGAAGAGUCGUUUUCGCCCAGUAAGCUGAGUGUUGUAAUGUAAACAGUAAAAUGUAAUUGGACAUUGGCAGAGAUCACUUACACCGUCUUUGUUUAGAAGCAGAGCAACACAGAUGGAUCCUGUUCUCAGCCCUGUCGUCACUGUGGUGGUGGGAAAGUUUCUCUGUGACCUUUGUGGAAAAACUUCCAAUCAUCAACGGGACCAAAAACCACAUCAAUGUAGCCACACUGGAGACAAAAUGAACUACUGCAAAUAAUGUGGGAGAGGCUUCCACACACCAAGUACAUUAAAAAUACAUGAACUCUUUCACAGUGGGAUCAAAAAGCACAUAUGUGACUAGUGUGGGUCAUCCUUCACCACUGCACGUGAGCUUAAAGAACAAGCAUAAGUGAAUCCACACAGGAGAGACACCAUACAAGUGCAGACACUGUGACAAAAGCUUCUCACAAUCAGGUCAUCAUAACAAACAUGAAAGUACACACAUGGAAGUGAACUUCAGCUGUGACCAGUGUGAUAAGAGCUUCAGGAAUCUCAGUUCAUACUCUGAACACAAACGAUCCCACGCUGUAAAUAAACUGUUUCACUGUUACCAAUGUGCAAAAACCUUCACUUCAUUAUCUGCUCUGUGCAACAUCAGCCUGCUCAUGCAGGACUGGAUCACAAUGAAUCUGAAGAGAGAGAAAGAUCCUCUUCUGGUUUCAGGGUCGGACUUAAAAACCUUGAGAUCAGGCUCCACAGAGUUCAGAUGGAAUCUGUAGUUUUUUAUUAUGAAAUCCUGAUAAUGUUAAAGCAUUAGUU